Beta vulgaris subsp. vulgaris (sugar beet) is the source of this 4397-nucleotide messenger RNA. RefSeq lists its product as hypothetical. The transcript has 14 exons. The record is from RefSeq and is a predicted model, not a curated record. Gene Ontology annotation, cellular component: nucleus. Gene Ontology annotation, molecular function: ubiquitin protein ligase activity; zinc ion binding. Lineage: Eukaryota; Viridiplantae; Streptophyta; Magnoliopsida; Caryophyllales; Amaranthaceae. The coding region runs from base 331 to 4059 and encodes 1242 amino acids. Gene Ontology annotation, biological process: protein ubiquitination; ubiquitin-dependent protein catabolic process.
UUUCACCUCUCUUCUUCUUCUCCCCUCCCCUCUCCUCUUCCCCCUCUCACCAGAAAAAUUAAAGAUAAUUCUUAAUUCCUUUUUUAUUUAUUUUAUUUUAUUUUUUCCACACACUAACCAAACACACAUUUAUCAAAAAAAACGAGAACGAUAAACUUGCCUUUACAGAGGAGAGAGAAAAUUCAUAGUGUUCUCGUGCUACGACUUAUUUGUAGGACGAACACGAGGAAUAUUCAAUUCAGCCAAUUCUAGGGUUUUGCGCUUCCAAUUGGAGUUGCUGAUUGAGGAAUUUUGAGGAGAGAGAGGGAGAGAGAAUUUGGGGAUUUACAAAUGGCGACGCCAUUAACGGGGCUUGGACACAGAGAUGGAGGUGGAGUUGCUAUAAUGGCAGGUCCUGUUAAUGCGGUAGAUCCUUCACCUCCGAGUUCGUCAUCAUCGAAAGUUUCUUUGAAGAAUUCAGCUCAGAAUUCUCCGAUUUUGAUAUUUUUGUUCUUCCAUAAGGCUAUUAAAGCCGAGCUCGAAGGUCUUCAUCGUGCUGCGAUUGAUUUCGCUACCAAUCAAGGAAGCGACAUUAAGCCGUUGUUAGAGCGUUAUCACUUUCUUCGCUGCAUUUACAAGCAUCAUUGUAAUGCUGAGGAUGAGGUCAUCUUCCCAGCUCUUGAUAUUCGCGUGAAAAAUGUAGCUAGAACUUACUCUCUAGAGCAUGAAGGUGAAAGUGUUCUUUUUGAUGAAUUGUUUGAGCUGUUAAAUACAACAGUUAGAGAUGAGGAAGCCUACCGAAGAGAACUAGCUUCUCGUACAGGGGCCCUCCAAACGUCGAUUAGCCAGCACAUGUGUAAGGAAGAAGAGCAGGUGUUUCCUUUGCUCAUUGAGAAGUUCUCUUUCGAGGAACAGGCAUCACUGGUUUGGCGGUUCCUGUGCUCUAUACCUGUUAAUAUGAUGGUAGAGUUUCUCCCUUGGCUUUCUUCUUCCGUCUCCUCUGACGAGAGUCAGGAUAUGCGGAAAUGCCUUCGCAAAUUCAUACCAAAUGAGGUUCUUCUUCAUGAGGUAAUUUUUACCUGGAUGGACGGACCUAAAUUGGAUAAAUUUCGUACAAGCUGUGGUUCCACGUUGCAAAGUAGCAUAGAUUCUGCAGCAUGUGCUUCAGUGGGUCAAACCAAAGGGGUAUCUUGUGCUUGUGAAUCCUCACAGACUGGCAAACGAAAACGCGUCAAAUUGAGUAGCUCCACUGCAGAUUCAGAUCUGAGUUUCCCAAUAGAUGAGAUAUUACUGUGGCAUAAGGCGAUCAACCAAGAACUAGGUGAAAUAGCAGAAGCUGCUAGAAGAAUGCAGCUAAAUGAUGAAUUUACUGAUUUGUCUGCAUUCAAUGAGAGGCUACACUUUGUCACUGAAGUUUGUAUAUUUCACAGCAUUGCUGAGGAUAAGGUUAUAUUCCCUGCUGUAGACGCAGAGCUGUCCUUUGCGCAGGAGCAUGCUGAGGAAGAAAGCAAAUUAGAGAAAAUCAGAUGCUUGAUUGAGAACAUACAACUGGCUAAUGCAGAAUCAUCUUUAGAUGAUCUCUACUCAAGACUAAGUUCUUAUGCUGAUCAAAUAAUGGACACCAUACAGAAGCACUUCCAAAAUGAGGAAAUCCAGGUACUUCCACUUGCUCGAAAGUUAUUCACCCCCCAGAGGCAAAGAGAACUUCUGUAUCAGAGCUUGUGUGUGAUGCCACUGAAAUUGAUAGAACGUGUAUUGCCAUGGUUGGUUGGAUCACUUGGUGAAGAAGAAGCAAAGUGCUUCCUUAAAAAUAUGCAUAUGGCAGCCCCAGCUGCAGAUGCUGCACUUGUUACACUUUUUUCGGGGUGGGCCUGCAAAGGUAGUAAAAGGAACGUCUGCUUAUCCUCGAGUGCAAUUGGUUGCUGUCCAGCAAGACUGCCGAGUGCGGAAGACAAUGAACUGCCUGUUAGCAGAUGCACGUUUUGCUUAUCUAAUGGGGAUAAAUCUGCUAUUGCCCAACAGGACAAUGAAAUUCGGCCAUCCAAGCGGGGUAACAUGACAUCAAGAGAAGAGGUUGGUAAACUUGAAGACGAGAGAGGAGAUAGCUCCCAGAGGAUAUCCUGUGGUACCAUAUCCUGUUGUGUCCCGGGUUUAGGAGUUAAUAAUGGUCACCUGGUAGUAGGCUCUCUGGCUGCUGCUAAAUCUCUACGUUCUUUAUCUCUUAGUCCCGCUGCACCCUCCCUGAACUCAAGUCUUUUCAAUUGGGAGACUGAGAUAAGCGUUUCGGAUAGUGGGUCUACUACUAGGCCUAUUGAUAACAUAUUUAAAUUUCAUAAAGCAAUUCGCAAAGACUUGGAGUACUUGGAUGCUGAAUCUGGAAAACUGAGUGAAUGUAACGAGUCAUUUAUCAGGCAGUUCAGUGGUCGAUUUCGACUUUUAUGGGGAUUAUAUAAGGCUCAUAGUAAUGCUGAGGAUGACAUAGUAUUUCCAGCGUUGGAGUCUAAAGAAGCUCUUCACAAUGUUAGCCACUCUUAUACUUUGGAUCACAAGCAAGAAGAGAUGCUUUUUGAGGACAUAUCUUCUGCUUUAUCUGAGCUUUCCCAACUUCGCGGAGCAUUGAGUAGAUCUAGCACUGCUCAAGAUACACUUGGAUUUGCCUCCAAUGGCGGGGACUCUAGUGAUGAUUUAAGGAAGUACCACGAGCUUGCGACCAAGCUUCAGGGAAUGUGCAAAUCCAUAAGAGUAACUCUUGAUCAGCAUGUUUUCCGUGAGGAACUGGAGCUAUGGCCUCUGUUUGACAAACAUUUUUCUGUGGAGGACCAGGAUAAAAUUGUUGGCCGCAUAAUUGGUACUACUGGAGCAGAGGUACUUCAGUCUAUGCUACCAUGGGUAACAUCUGCACUUACCCAAGAGGAACAGAAUAAGAUGAUGGACACAUGGAAGAAUGCAACCAAAAAUACUAUGUUUAGUGAAUGGCUUAAUGAAUGGUGGGAAAGUGCUCCUCCCUCUCAACAAUGUUUAACAUCAGAGACAAGUUCGGCACAAGGCCAUGAUAUAUGCGAUGCUCUUGACUCCAGUGAUCAAACUUUCAAGCCUGGGUGGAAAGAUAUUUUCAGAAUGAAUCAGAAUGAACUUGAAUCAGAGAUAAGAAAGGUCUCUCGUGAUUCGAGCCUUGAUCCAAGAAGAAAAGAUUAUUUGAUUCAAAAUCUGAUGACCAGUCGCUGGAUAGCUGCUCAACAGAAGUCUCCUCAUGGAAGUUCUGGUGAAUCUUCUAAUGGGGAUGGCCUGCUAGCAUGCUCUCCGUCAUACCGGGAUCCUGAAAAAAAGAUCUUUGGCUGUGAACAUUACAAAAGGAAUUGCAAACUUCGAGCUGCCUGCUGCGGGAAAUUGUUCGCAUGCAGGUUCUGUCACGACAAAGUUAGUGAUCACUCCAUGGAUAGGAAAAUGACGUCUGAAAUGAUGUGUAUGCUCUGCUGUAAGAUUCAACCUGUUGGACCGUCUUGCACAACACCUUCAUGCCAUGGACUUUCAAUGGCCCACUAUUACUGUAACAUCUGCAAGUUUUUCGAUGAUGAGAGGAGUGUCUAUCAUUGCCCUUUCUGCAACUUGUGUCGUGUGGGAAAGGGACUUGGUUCAGACUUCUUCCAUUGCAUGACUUGCAAUUGCUGCCUUAGUGUGAAGCUGAUUGACCAUAAAUGUCGUGAGAAAGGUUUGGAAACAAAUUGCCCAAUCUGUUGCGAUUUCCUCUUCACAUCAAGUGCAUCGGUUAGAGCUCUUCCAUGUGGCCAUUAUAUGCAUUCAGCUUGCUUCCAGGCUUAUACAUGCAGCAACUAUAUCUGUCCAAUUUGCAGCAAGUCUUUGGGAGAUAUGGCGGUCUAUUUUGGAAUGCUUGAUGCUCUGCUGGCUUCUGAACAGUUGCCCGAAGAAUAUAGGGAUCGUUGUCAGGACAUACUUUGCAACGACUGUGGUAGAAAAGGAACUGCACGGUUCCAUUGGCUUUACCACAAGUGUGGAUCCUGUGGAUCAUACAAUACCCGCGUCAUCAAAAUUGGUCUGUCUGAUUCCAACUGUCCAAAAUGACAUAGCUGCAACAUUCAGUGUUCCUUUGGGUAUAUUGUAAAUAUUUUUGCGGUGGUACAUAUAAAACUUCUUUAUUCUUUUUUUCUCCCUCUGCUCCACAACUUUGUAGUGAAAAAGGGGUGGUGGGAAGGUUAAACAGAGUUGAGGUUAAAUGAGUUGCUAUGGUUAGCGAUUCUAAGAUUCCUAUAAUUUUUGGCCAAAGAAGGCGGGUUUCCGAUCCCAUUGCAGUUCUGCAAUGAUUGCUUUAUCAGAGUUUACAGAAUUCAGUAUAGAGUAUGCGAAUCCAAUGAGGGCGUUUACUGCUUCAUGCCAUGCCCUUUUGGUGUUUCUUUCUUGUA